AAGAAGGACACAGCGCACAAGAGAACUUUUUGCUCUCGUCACCUUAGAAACUUCAGAGCGUCCAAAUCAGUUGCAGCACCUGCAUGGAUGUUCCUCUGCAGUUCCACCCAGACGACAAGUGAUCAAGAGUGAAUCCAUAUAUUGUUUCCUGCUCAAUCCCUUGAGCUCCAACCAUGUCCAAGGAUGAACUGGGCUGCAAGUUGGCACCAGUUUACAAGCACAAGGAGCGCAAACCCAAGAAACCGCACUACAUUCCCAGGCCAUGGGGGAAGCCCUACAACUACAAGUGUUUCCAGUGCCCAUUCACCUGCAUGGAGAAGUCCCACCUUUAUAACCACAUGAAGUACAGCUUAUGUAAGAAUUCCCUGUCUUUGCUCAUUGAAUCUGACUGGCCCUAUAAGAAAGGCAACCUCCUUCACCCAGAGCUCCGUCUUUUGCAUGCCACCGAGGCAUCCCGAGCGCGAGGGAGGCAGGAUGAAGCCGAGGCUUGCGAUCCCACUGGUGUCACCAGUGCCACGCUCUCCUCGGAUAGAGAAGGCGGAAGAGAGAAGCCCACAGGGGCAGAAGAGACGUCUUCAGAAAGAAUGAGCGAUGAAGCCAACCAAUUCCAGGAAGAGGAAGAGGAGGAGGAAGUGGAGGAGAUGUCCAGGCUAUUGCAGGAAGUCAACUCUGUUGAGAAGAAGGAGAAGGCCAAAGAGACCAAUGCAAUUGGAGAACCCACUGAGCCCGACAUGAACGCCUUGCUCUUCCAGUUUAAAAACAAACGGGAGAAGGCCUGCAAAGACCCUGCGCCAGACUUCAUCAUCACAGAUGUUUUCUCCUUAAAGAAGCAUGCGGCGAAGGGAAAGGAGCCAGCCUCACUGGAGAUGGAAGCCAAACCAAAGCCUUGCAAAGUGCCCAAGAAAUGUUCAGGGAGCAGCAGCGUCCUUAUGGAACAAUGGAAGCUUGUUGCCAACGGCCAAAGGAGAGGGGGCCCCAGUGAGGUCCCAGCAUCAUGCCCUGACGGCAACAUCAUCCCAUGUUACCCCCCGCCAGCCUACGGGGAAUUCCACGAACCCCAGAGCCUCAAUCUCUCCUUGCUGGGGAUCAACUAUCCAUUGAACCCCAACCUCUUCUCUUAUCUCAGCCCUUCUGUGGCAAGCAGUGCCACGCCACACUCCCACUUGACGCAGCUUCCUUUCCUGGCCUCCACGGCCCAGCUCAUGCACCCCCAUUCUGCCCAUUUCCAGCCCCUCCAGAACCCAGAAAGGUCAGCUUUCCUCCCACGCUUCUACUACCCGUUGCUGUUUGAACACUCCUUCACCUCGGCAGAAAGCAAGGUGGCCAACGUUAAGCCAGAGGCCCAGCAGCCACCUGCGACAGCCAUGCCUGCCCCUUCCCAACCCAAACCUCCUGUGGAGCCACCCAAGGCAGGUCUUCUGAAAGUGCCGGUGCUGAAGACCAGCCUCCCCUGGAUGAAAGGCUUUCGGGAAGAGCCCCCUCCUGAGCACGUCCACAAGGCCUUGUUGCUCCAGGAUGAAGAAGACAAGUGGUUGCUCCAUGACAAGGAGAGCCACUCUUUGAUGGGUGUCAACAGCCUGUGCAGAAAGCCAACCAUAGCAGAUGCCUACCAGAACAUCGUUGGCAUUAAAGACGGAGCAGCUCUUCUCCCCAACAGCAUCAGGAAAGCAGACCUCCCCCCUGUGUCCGCCUGCUUGGAUGGAGGUGGGAUUGCCAUGAAUAACUUGAAGAGGAAGUUUGCAGGGAAUGGCCUCGAUUUUGUUGGCUCAAAUAUGCUGGUGCCUGGAAAAGUGACUUACCAAGCCAGCGGUUUGAGAGCUGCUCCCACUCAACCCUCGAAGCCUCUGGACCAUUGGCACAGGGAGCUCCAUGCUUGCCCAACUGAAGACCAGGAGAAGACGCGUGGCACCGACAUUGUAUCCCCUGUAAUUACAUCUCAAGAUCACCUCUUUUUUAAACCAAGCAAAGAACAAGUGAUAGCAGCAAGCCCCAAAGACCCAGAAGCGACAACUGUACUCAUUGGGGACUUGUCCAAAACAUUAGAAGAGUAUCAGGAGGUGGAGAAGAAGCUCUCAGACCUAGCCAAAGAGGACACUCCAGCCCAGAAGCAGCUAAGGGAUCAGCUGGUCAAAAUCCGGCAAGAACUUUUCCACAUCCACCAGGCGCUGGAGAAAGCAGCCAAGCCCUGUGAAGGUCCUCUUGAUCUCUCUGUGAAAAGACCCUCCCAAGAUGUAGAGAAAGGCUACCAAGAUGGAAAAGAGCCCAAGGCCAGUUCUAGGUAUGGCAAGGAUCCAGGCUCCAUCAGUCACUGCUUGGCUGUGGAUGAAGCCUUCCAAGAAGAUGAGGAAUCGGAUUGUCUCCUGGAGAAUGAGAGCAAGACCAUCGACCUGCUGAUCAAGAUGAGCCGCUCGGAGCAUCUUCGGGCCUCUUCAGCUGAAGCCAGCUUAGGCACAGUGAUCAAAGCUGAGGUGCUGCCCCUCGGCGUCCCUCUUGAACUCCGGCAUGCAAUGGAGCCGUACUACAGCCGCACCACCAAAUGCGAGGCCGAUUCCAGUGUCCUGCUUUGCACCGAUGGGAGGUCCAACACCAAUGGCAACCCAGGCCCUCCGCUCUCGGUGGCUGAAGACGUCCCCCUCGGGUGUCGAGCCGUCCCACGCUCCUUGUCCUGUGGCCUGCCAAGCGAGUCCGACCGGAUGUGCAUCCACAGCCCAUUGAACACAGACCCAUGAUGCUCUUGGCUGAUGGGCCUCCAGAGCUCAUUGACUUUUUCUCUCUCUGAAAACCUUUUCCACAAUCUCCCUCUAAGCUCCCUUUUUUAAAGUACAUCUUUCAGCUAUAAUAAUAAUAAUAAUAAUAAUAAUAAUAAUAAUAAUAAUAAUAAUAAUAUACUUUAUUUAUAUUCUACUCUAUCUCUCUGAGGGGACUCAAGGCAGAUAUGGCAAACAUAAAGGCUUCCCAUCUUUUUCAUCUCUGGCAUCUGGAGAAUGUGCUCAACUCUGGCCAUGGGGUGGUGCUGUUGAUCCAUCUUCCAUGUUGA
Messenger RNA from Anolis sagrei ordinatus, 3037 nucleotides. It is a transcript of the gene PRR35, whose product is annotated as proline rich 35. The record is from RefSeq and is a predicted model, not a curated record. Lineage: Eukaryota; Metazoa; Chordata; Lepidosauria; Squamata; Anolidae.